This is a messenger RNA of Zingiber officinale, 1644 nucleotides long. Its product is annotated as leucine-rich repeat extensin-like protein 4. The coding region runs from base 130 to 1383 and encodes 417 amino acids. The record is from RefSeq and is a predicted model, not a curated record. Gene Ontology annotation, molecular function: protein binding. The transcript has a single exon. Lineage: Eukaryota; Viridiplantae; Streptophyta; Magnoliopsida; Zingiberales; Zingiberaceae.
GUGAGACUAUGGAACAUCAUUCAUACAUGCCCUCGUGGGAACCAGUUACAAGGCACUUCGAGAUAACAGAAGCAGCCACUGAUUGAUUUGCUCAUAAGAUGAUCAGAAGGAUCUCUUGUGAAGUCAUGCAUGCAUUGCUUGUCGAGGAGAAGAAGCAGGAUAAUGAAGCAAGCAUUUCUUCUACUUCUUGCCUUCUUCCUCUUCUCCUCGAGGGCCUCAGCUUUCGAUCUUAGCAGUCGAGGUGGAUUUGGUUUCUGGUUCAACGGAGAAGGCGGCGCCGCCGCCGUCCCAGCAACCAGCCGAGAAUACAGAGCUCUGCAGGCUUGGAAGCGGGCGAUCAUGGAGGAUCCGUCGGCGAUCUUGAGCUCUUGGGUCGGCCCCGACGUUUGCUCUUAUGGAGGUGUGGUUUGCUCCCAGGACCCUGAGGGCAUCUCCCCCUUCCCUGUUGUCGCAGGCAUAGACCUCAACCAUGGCGGCCUCCGGGGCGCCCUGGUCGACGACCUCUCCCUCCUCACCCACCUCUCUUUCCUCCAUCUGAACAGCAACAGGUUUUCAGGCACCGUCCCUGAUUCCUUCAGGGAGCUCUUGUACCUCGUAGAGCUGGAUCUGAGUAACAAUCAGUUCUCCGGCGGCUUCCCCAUUCCCACCCUCCACAUCCCCGGCCUCCUCUACCUUGACCUCAGGUUCAACAGCUUCUCCGGUGAAGUCCCGGACGAGCUGUUUGUCAAGGAACUGGAUGCCAUUUUCCUUAACAACAACCAGUUCGGAGGACAGAUCCCCAUGAACCUCUGGGCCUCCCCUGCUUCCGUGAUCACACUGGCCAACAACAACUUCUCCGGCUCCAUCCCUGCCAGCUUCGGCUACAUGGGCUCCGGGCUCAGGGAGGUUCUGCUCCUCAACAACAAGCUCACAGGUUGCGUUCCUGAGGGGAUCGGCUUCCUCGCUGACAUCGAAGUCUUGGACGUGAGCUUUAACUCGCUCGCUGGCCACGUUCCCAGCUCGAUGUCAUGCCUGUCCGACCUCGAGGUGCUUAACGUGGCGCAUAAUAUGCUCUCGGGGGAGCUGCCGGAGCUGGUCUGCGACCUGAGGAGCCUCCUGAACCUGACUGUCUCCUACAACUUCUUCACUGGGUUCAGCCGGGACUGCGACGGGCUGUUCUUCAGGAACGUGGGGUUUGAUUUCUCCGGCAACUGCAUACCGGAGAGGAACAUGCAGAGGCCUCCGAUCGAGUGCAUGGGAAUUCCCAGGGGAGGGCUCAGCUGCCUAAGGAUACCGUCGGCGAAGGAGACAGCUUGCUCUGGGGCCGCGAGCGUGGGGCAGAGCGGUCGCUGGAUGCCGGGAAUGCCCUUCACUUCGCCCAUUCCAUUUCCUCCUCGGCCAUGAGCUUUGCCUGAUUGCUCUGCUGCCCUGCACAUAGGCAAACAAUUUGCAUAAACAACAACAAUAAAUAUUUUUAUAUGACAAUGAAAAAUUGGUGGGGGCAAAAACAAAAAUUACAGUGUUUUACGCAACCGCGAGAGUAACUUUCAAUAUUAUUCAUCUCGGCCAUGAGUGUUUGACGGCAGCUUUUCUUUUAAAAUCGGGAGACGGACGGUAAGGAAUGUUGAGAGAGCGUAAUCAUAUUUUUAAUAUAAUAGGGCUAGA